AUGCUCCGGUUCCCGAGGACGCGUGGCCAAUGGCAUCCAAAGCAUGAGUACGCCCCCCUAUCCCUGCUCCAAUUCGUCCCGACCUAUCAGAUCAUCAGCGGGGUCUCCUACGAGCACGCCGAGGGGCGCCUCGCGGCCAUCAACCUGUGCUCCCAGCUCCUCCGACGGCUCCCGGAGCCCAACCUCGACCAGCUCUCCAGCGUCUUCUACCUCGCCCUGGUGGUUCGCCUGGUCAGCGACCAAGCGGCGGAGUGCCGCGCCGCCGCUUCCACCGCCAUCCGGACCCUUCUUGACCGCGUGUCCCCCGCUGUGUUCCAGGAGCUCUUGGAGUUCACGGGGCAGUGGUUCACGGGGGCCCCGUCGGGGGCGGGGAGGGGGGAAGAAGACCCCGGGCUCCUGCGAACGGCCGCUCAGGCCUGCGGGAUUUUCGUACAGGCAAGGCCGGAGCUUGUGCGGAAGGCGGCGGGGACCGGCGGCGGGGGUCGGUUACCUUGGAUGCUGUCGGCGCUAUCCUCGAUGCUCCCGCGUCGAGCGGCCGCAGUCAUCGCCGCGGCGAGGAGCGCGGGCUGGGGGGACGCCGGUGGUUCAGUUGGCGCCGCCGCGGGGGCUUGUGGCGGCGGAGCGGAUGGUGACUGGGAAGGCGUUUACCACGCCGUCCUGUCCAUAGGGAAGGCUUUCGACGCCCUCCCGGGGGCGUGCAACGCCGCCCUCAGCGGCGGCGGUGGUGGCGAUGGUGGCGAUGGGCUGUUCGAUCGGCUACUGGAGGCGUUGCUGUACCCGCAUGCCUGGGUGCGCCUCGCGGCCGCCCGCGUUUGGGGAUCGUUAUUCUCGAAGAGGGAUCCCGGGACCUUAGCCGUAUCCACCGUCGGCGGCGGCGGUGGCGGUAGCGGCGGCGAUGGCCAAGUAAAGGGAAGCCAGACACCGACGCUAGUCCAAGGUGGCUCAGCACCCGGGAAGUUGAAAGGGAAAGGCCGAGGCCAGCGGCGGUGUGAUGUUCCCGGGGAGGGAGCUGGGGUAGGCGACGGGGGACAAGAGUUUCUUCGACGGAGACGUGUCCUGUUCCGCCUGUGCCAGAACCUGUGCUCUCAGCUCAACAGGUCGCAGGUGGACCCGAAACUGACGGAGCAGUGCGUCAAGAACCUGGUGUUUGUCGGCCGUGCGAUGCACCUCAACCCGGAGCUGUGCUUCGCCGAGGACGCCGAGGACGCCGUCGAACAAGGAGAAAACGCCUCUGAGACGGAAAGCCCGGCGAUGGACGAAGCAAGCGACAGCGAGGGUGUUGAUGAUGACGGCGGAGAUGCGGCCGCCGCCGCCGCUGCUGCCGAUUCUGCCGAUUCUUCUCCUGCCGGUGGCGGUACGGCUGCUGCGCCCGGUGCCGCCGACCCGUUGAGAUGGGUGUUCAACCGCAUGUCCCACAUGGUGGUGCACAAAGGAGAGGCACGGAGGCGGGCGGUGUUCAGCUGGUUCCUGGCGAUGGUGGCCGUCCACGAGCCCGCCGUUUCCGUGGCCCACCUGAAGCUCAUGCUUCUGCCGCUGCGGAGAGCGGUGUUAGACGCCGAGGCGGGCGGGGUGGAGCACAAGGCUGGAGGGUCUCAUGCCGGCGGUAGCGGUGGCGGGGGAGGGGGCACAGCUGCUGAGAAGGGACAAACUGCUGCGGAACUAGCGACGGAGGGGCGAGGUGGUGGUCGGCGUGUUGGUGGGAGAGGGGAGGCGAGGGGAAGAGGAGGAGGCGGUGGUAGGGGCGGGGGCGGCGGACGUGGUUGACGAUAAGCGACACGGGUGUUGUCGUUUAGCUAGCACGUUGUAGCGAGGGAGCCGGUGAUGACGAUUGGGUUAUCAAGGAAUGAAAAGGUGACUAAGAAAGAAUGGAGCAAUAAGUGGCGCACCGAUGCGGAUUUGGAUUCAAUGCUUUCAACAUGUGAUUCGCGAAGGUGCGUUGAGUCCCAAGCUGAAGUCACGCGACGGAAGUACCAACGAGCAGGCCCUCUCACAGCUGUUGUUCAGGAUUUGGGUCGAACCUAACCUCUAAUUACGCGAGCAUACCACAGGGUCUGACCCCCGUCGAGUUAUAAUAGUCAACGAUACACGUAUCGGUAAGCGUAGACUGGCCCACAGAAUUAGAUAGUAAGGCGUAAUCGCAACACACACAAUUAAUCAGAUUUUCGCGAUGCGACAGACGGCGGUUUGGUGAGGAAUUAGCCCCGUUGGUUGGCAAUUACGCGCCAACAACGACCCGAGCAACGCUGACAAACGUCACGUGAUACACUUGGGAGUCACGAAAAAAAUUCAGCUCCGAAAAAAAUCAAAAUGUAGGAACUUGGCGGAUUGAGCACGUGCUCAGUUCCGAUUUGGUCUGGGAACAAGAACCCGCAUAUGUAAUUGGGGUUGUUGUUGUCUUCACAUUAAAAACCAUGCCGGUCUCUCAAUCCAGUACCUCCUUCUGUCUCAAUCUCUCCGUACUAAUCCAGCAAUUGACUCAGUCAAUUUCCGUGGUCACAGGCUAGCGUACCUACAAAAGGUAUACCAAAAUAAGGACCCCAAGGGUAAACAGAGCGAUAAAAUACAAGAACACAAAAGAAUCACCAAUGCAAUACAGGAGAGAACAGAGAACCAAAACACAGCGGAGGCAAGUCAACAACGCACCAACCGGGGGGUGACCAGAGACCCAUCAAUGGCAGGGUGGCAGGGAACAUAAACACAGAAGGUGACAUGGACGAACGAAAGGUCGAAGGAGAAAUCUGGGCAAAAUUUUGGGAUUAGUGCACGACGAUGGAAGUCACAAUCAUCGCAUUGCUGAAAAGGACCGUCCAUAUCAUCAGUAUCUGGGAAAUGACAUCUCGCGUCACGUGGCGGAAACAUCUCAAAUUUCAGUAAAAACCAGACGACCGGAAGGACCUCAAUCUCCGAACGAUGCCAUGCAAGCAAGUUCACUAACCAACACUUUCCAGCUAUUGCAAAUCCCAAACUCACUCUCAUGUUGUGUGUUCGCAUGGUACCAUGGACAACGACACACCUCCAACUUUCGGGGCCAUUGCCUACCCUCGGGAUGAAAUCCUCAACUCUACCUCACGCAGAUGGUGCCUGGAUGACCGAUUCCAUCGGAUCACACACGGCGGAGCUGCUUUCGAUUACUUCCUCUCCACCUGUCACCGGACUUGCACCGGCCUCAGCUGCGUAGCGCUGGAGCUCUGCGAGCAACUCCAACACCGAGAACACAAGCGAAUUUACCCCCAAACAGACCCCCACUGCCCCACAUGUUUCCCCAACGGCGAAGGCGCGAAAACGACGAGCUAACGCUUGCAGCCAAAUUCUCCGAUCUGAGCGGCCGUGCCGGAACCAGGGAAGUGGUGCAAAUUCUACAGGAAAACAGAGAACGGCCGAGCAUACCUGGGUGGUGGUCUAUAUAUUCCCCGCUAAUCUAACAAAUUCAUCAACGGACCUGACUUCAAGCGCACCACAACCCACGUGAAGCUUCUCAACAAUGAAUACAAUUAAAGGAUGAUUGAUGUCUCACGGCCAGAAUCAGCCGAAUUGCUGUGUUCAGCGGAGUAACUCGCCUAGAACGGAGGAAGGUAUCUGGCCUGUCUGACAUAAGCAACAAAAUCGAAGCAGCAGCAACUCGAGUACUGAAGAC
Messenger RNA from Ectocarpus sp. CCAP 1310/34, 3634 nucleotides. NCBI's taxonomy places the organism in Eukaryota, Phaeophyceae, Ectocarpales, Ectocarpaceae. The record is from the annotation of a GenBank genome assembly.